Dermatophagoides farinae (American house dust mite) is the source of this 3479-nucleotide messenger RNA. RefSeq lists its product as uncharacterized. Gene Ontology annotation, molecular function: protein-containing complex binding; intracellularly cAMP-activated cation channel activity; voltage-gated potassium channel activity. The record is from RefSeq and is a predicted model, not a curated record. Lineage: Eukaryota; Metazoa; Arthropoda; Arachnida; Sarcoptiformes; Pyroglyphidae. Gene Ontology annotation, cellular component: plasma membrane; intracellular cyclic nucleotide activated cation channel complex. Gene Ontology annotation, biological process: potassium ion transport; monoatomic cation transmembrane transport.
UUCAUCAAUCAAUCAAUCAAUCAAAUUGAACAAUAAAAACACUAUUAUCGUCAGUGAUGGUUAAAAUAGAAAUUAAACAACAAAAAAAUAUUCAAUCGAAUCAUCAUCAUUAUUAUUGUGGCACAUCCAAAACAAUACUAAUCGGUGUGGCGAUGAAUGUGGAAAUUUUUGGCUCUAAAUUUCAAUUUUUUUCUACCGAUGAUCAUUGAAUCUAACAACCAACCAAAUCAUUCGACAAAUACAAAAUCAAAAAGGUUGAUCGAAAUCAACGAUGAUAAAAAGAAUAUCAUUAUCAUCGCUACGUUCAAGUACAAAAGAUUCAACAAAAAUUGUUAAAUAUACAACAUGUAGUAGCAAUAAAAUGGUUGAUGAUGAUCUUGAUGAAGUGGCUGUCAUCAGUAGUAAUGCUGCACCUGAAAAUGUUCGUUAUGGGGAUGGACAUUAUCACCAUCAUCAUUAUCAUUUAGCCACGGCAAACGGACCACGGGUUGUGCCCGGAAUUAUAACUGCAGGGGUUGAUCGCACCAAACUAUUGACAUCAUCAUCAUUACAAAGCGCCAAUGUUAUUAUCAGAAAGCCUUCGAAUAUUGUCACAAAUGAUAAUAAUGACACAAAUAAUGAUGAUGAUCAUGAUUUUAAAGAUCGCUGUCCAUCACAACAGUCAUUAAUAGCUGUUAGUUGUGGUCAACGACAACAACAGGAUAAACAAUCGAUAUUAUCGACGACAACAACAACAAACGCAACAUUAAUAAAUGGGAAAAAUUCUCAAGGCAAAAAACGUUCAAUCCAUCAAAUGACAACAGGGUUAAUCAAUAAUGCUAGAAAUGAUCUGGAAAUUUCGAAAAAAACACGUGAAUUACGAAGAAAAGAGAUAAAGAAAGAAUUUGAAAAAUGGGAAAAUGUAACCGGAUCUAUGCAUCAUAAAUCAGGCUGUAAUUGGUCAUUUGUGUUUGAUCCAUCUGGUCGUCUUUGUUAUUAUUGGUCAUUGAUCGUGAGCAUUGCAUUUCUUUAUAAUUUUUGGUCAAUCAUUUAUCGUUGUGCAUUUCAAGAGAUUAAUGAAAAAACCGUUGCAUCAUGGUUUGCACUGGAUUAUUUUUCCGAUUUCAUCUAUAUAUUGGAUAUUGCUGUCAAUUUUCGAACCGGAUAUCUAGAAGAAGGUGUUUUACAAACCGACAGUGUUAAAUUACGGCAACAUUACAUGAAUUGUACAAUAUUCUAUAUCGAUUGUCUUUGUUUAUUACCAUUGGAUAUUCUUUAUUUAUCCAUUGGCUUCAAAUCUAUUCUUCGUUGUUUUCGUUUGAUAAAAAUUUAUCGUUUUUGGGCAUUUUUGGAUCGUACUGAACGUCAUACGAAUUAUCCGAAUAUAUUUCGCACAUUAUCCUUACUGCAUUAUAUAUUGGCCAUAUUCCAUUGGAAUGCAUGUCUCAGCCAUAUAAUACACAUUAAAGACGGUUUUGGCUCUAGAGAUUGGUUUACUAGAUCCAAAAAUAAAGACUGUGAAGGCGUUACUUGUGAUUAUCUUCACGCCAUGUAUUGGUCAGUAUUGGCUUUGACCACAAUCGGUGAUUUACCAACUCCACGAACUAAAAGUGAAUAUGUGUUCCUAAUCAUGCAACUUGUUUUUGGUCUUUUUCUAUUUGCAACCGUACUUGGUCACGUAGCAAACAUUGUGACAAAUGUUAGUGCGGCACGUAAAGAAUUCCAAGCAAAAUUGGAUGCCGUCAAAACAUAUAUGCGUAUGCGAAGAGUACCUGAUCAUAUACAAACAAAAGUGAUACGUUGGUUCGAUUAUCUAUGGAUGACGCAAAAAUCUUCGGAUGAAGAGCGUUCAGUUGGAUGUCUUCCAGACAAACUUAAAGCUGAAAUUGCCAUCCAUGUACAUUUGGAUACAUUAAAAAGAGUGGAAAUCUUCCAGAAUACUGAAGCCGGAUUCCUUUGUGAGCUAGUAUUACGUCUGCGACCAGUAUUGUUUAGUCCUGGUGAUUAUAUUUGUCGCAAAGGUGAAGUAGGUAAAGAGAUGUACAUCGUUAAUCGCGGAAGAUUACAGGUUGUUACCGAUAAUGGAAAAACAGUGUUGGCAACAUUACGUGCCGGAAGUUAUUUUGGUGAGAUUAGUAUACUAAACAUGGGUACAGCUGGUAACCGUCGAACAGCAUCCGUCCGUUCUGUGGGCUAUUCUGAUUUAUUUUGUUUGAAUAAACAAGAUAUGUGGGAUGUACUAAAAGAUUAUCCAGCAGCUAGAGUUAGACUUGAGGCAAUUGCCGUGAAACGGUUGGAAAAAUAUCGUAAAGAACCGUUGAAGAAAAUUGCAAUGGGACGAAGUAAAAGUACACCUGGUCUAGUCGAAUCGAAAGGAAAAAUACCCGUUGGCAAUAUGAAUGUCUUACAAAUGAAAGAAAAUCAAUCGGCAUCGACAGCCACUUUAUUAAAGGCUGAUGAUGAUGAUGAUAUUGAAGAUGGCGAAGAAAAAAUCAAUAGCGACAAAGAUAAACAACAACAAGAUGAAUAUUGUAAUACAGUAGAUGAAUCCACAAGCAGUAUGGAUACAAUGAAACAAUCUUCAUCAAAAGAAGAUAGUCAUCCUGAUGGUGGAACAUUGAUAGCACAACAACAACAACAACUAAGCUGUUGUGAUAUAAUCUUGACAAAUAAAUCACAACAACAGCAGCAUACACCAACGAUAGCACAUCAACAGCAUCAAACAUUUGCAUCGCCAUCAUUAAUAUUAGCGGCAACAAAUAAUAAUCAUCAUCAGCCACAACAACAACAAACGCAACAACAGCAAACAUUGAUCUAUUCAUCACAUUUAUUAAGCCCGAAUAUAGCAUUUAUGAAUUUUGAUAAUAGAUCACCACAACAACAACAACAACAGCAUUCACCAUCACCAAUACAAUCGAAUAAUAAUACUCUUUAUCCAUCAUCAUCAUCUCCAUUACAAUUGCCUCAUACACAUCAAUUUCUUCAAGCUCAGCAUCUGCAUCCACAUCAUUUGCAUCAUCAAUUUACACCAUCAUCAUCAUCAUAUUGUACAAUAAGUCCUGCAGCAUCGACAAAUCAACUUCCAAUUUUUUCCAAUUCGGCUACUCCAAUCUUGGUUCAACAACAACAACAACAAACACCAUCAUCAAUCAAUAAUAACAAUAGCAACAAUAAUUUAUGUGGAUCAGAUGACACCAACUCCUAUAAUAAUAUACAGAUUGAAUUUCCAACACAAGAUGCAUUGUUAUCUGAAAUCAAACGAUUACGUGAACGUUUAUUAACAUUAGAAACAGAAAAUGCAUCUAUGUCAAUGAAAUUGAAUCAACAACAAUGGCAAGUGGAAAAUAGAUUGGCCGAAAUUGAACAUCAAAUUAGUUCGGCAGCAAGCGCCAACUCUUGUUCUGCUCAAUUAGGCUUUAUCAGUUCGAAUAAUAGUUCGAAUGCAAGUGUCGAGGAUAAUGAACGUAAUAAAGAAUCGAUCAUUUGAUAUAUUUGUCUAA